CCUCGACCCAUCCAACAUACAGCCGCACACGCACACGCACCCGCACCCGCAUUCGCAUCUACAACACUCCGCAGACCCACCGGCGCAGCUUCCAGUCGAGCAAAGAUGGACCAUCAUGCCGGUCCCUCUUCCUCCUCGUCCUCCGCCUUCAUCCGACGUCGUCCCGGAGCAGGCGCAGCAGGGGGAGGGAGAUUACACGGCGCACCCCUUCACCCUCCUUAUCGUGCACCUCCCUCAUCAUCCUACCCGUACACAUACCAGCAGCCUCUCCUCUCUGCAUCCAUCUCACCACCAGGGGGUGGAGGAGAUCUAAUGGACGAUGGAUAUGCGAGAAUUGCAGCUGGGACAAGUCGUAAGCGCACACAACGCGGUGAUAGCUUUACGAGUUUGGAGACGAUGCGUCCAUCCCACGGCGCAGGAGAGGAAGAAGAAGGUGUUGGUGCGGGCUUAACGUCCUUUACCUCUUCAACGGGGGACAUUUCUCACCUCUCGCAAGCGUCGUUUCAUACGGCGACCUCCAGCUCCUCGCCCUCCUUGGCUCAAGGACAGUUCGGCGUAGCAAGGGAUCGUCCAUCCGCCCGUUCGUCCCUCAAUCAACACCUCGUCUCUAGCCAUGCGCAUGCACAUGCACAGCCUUCAGAGGAAGCCACAGCCCCACCCGCCCGAAAAAGACGACGCGGUCUAGCGGGGACUAUUGUGGAUGGCGCCCUCAAUGGUCUUAUGCUGGGCGCCGCUGCGGGGAUGACUGCUUAUUCACUCUGGUCGAGCUGGAAGAGCGAUAACAGCGGGAGCGCCAACGCGGGAGCGGGUGCGGGGAAGCAGCAGGAGGAGGAUGAGGAGGAAGAACGCGCAUUGGAGAGGGAGUGGGGACCCGUACGUUCUGCGCGUGGGCAAGCCCCGCCUCCAGCAUACGACGACGUCAUCGUCCUGCCAGGUGGCUUUGCCUCUUCGAGCAAGCCGGCACAGCCUCCGUCGAGCGCGACAUGCUCUUCACCGAUCAAGAGCUCGCGACGACAGGAGGGCGCGACGACAUCGCCCUUCGUGUCUAAGCCGCGCUCGAGAAACGUGUACGUCUCCUCGUCGAGACAUAGGCGUCGCCCUGCUUUUGAGAGCGCUACGGCCCGAUCUGGGUCGUUGCGAAGUAUUCACGACGCACAGGCAGAGGCGGAAACGGAGGCAGAGGCGGUGAGCAAGCAGCAGCAGCGCGAGGGGCAGGAGGAGCAGGAGGAGGAAGACGAAGACGAAGACGAGCAAUAUUCGCGCUUCUCGCGCCAAAUGGCAGACCUAAUAGCUCAAGGGCAGGCAGCACUGAGUAGCCAGGCACAGCUACGCGAUGAGGAUAUGAGGGAGGACGCAGCACCAGCACUGCCCAUCGGUACGGGUGCGGGUACGGGAAAUGCUUCUCCACUUCCCUCGUCGCGCUCCCAUGCCCUACCUCUUACCCCUUCCCGUAUCCCUACGUACGUGGGAGCGCAAAGGGCUGCGGGCACGGGCGCGGGGCCGGGAUCAACUAGCACCUCACCUGCGGCGUGGCGCGGUGUAGGCGAGACGAACUUGCGCUUCGGCGGCAGCGGUAGUGGCGCGAGCACCCCACCUCGCCCCUCGACGCCCAGCUCACCGGCGGCUAGGCGUCGCCCACCGAGCACGAGCAGUGCAGCGCCGUACGCAUUUGUGCAGGGGAGGAAUAGGACCUCCUCCCCCGCUCGGGGUCCUUUUGCCGAUACGCCUUCUUCUACGUCCACUCCAGCGGGGGGUGCUUCGCCUUUCGUCUUUGGCAGCGGGGCUUUGGGGACGGGCAUGGGUAGUCCUCGAUCCAAGGCGGGUGCACGGAUGCGGAAUGAGGGGAGGGAGAGGCCUGUUAGGCGGGCGUGGUAGGCUGGGAGGGCGUGGGAUGAGAAUGAUACCCUGCAGAACGGUCGAGGAGAGAUUGAAGGAUUGUGCGACAAGGAGGGAGGAGAGGAGAGAGGCUCGAGUGACUCUGCUCGCCAUCGUCUUUGCGUCUUCUCGUGCAAAUGGACACAGAUUGGACGUCUUCUGAAC
Jaminaea rosea is the source of this 2040-nucleotide messenger RNA. RefSeq lists its product as hypothetical. The transcript has a single exon. NCBI's taxonomy places the organism in Eukaryota, Fungi, Basidiomycota, Exobasidiomycetes, Microstromatales. Bases 106 to 1875 code for a protein of 589 amino acids. The record is from RefSeq and is a predicted model, not a curated record.